AUGUCCCUCUUCGGCUCGUCGCCACCGGCGGAUUCUCCGUCCAACACCUCUGCUGCGCCCUCGCGAUCUCUAUUCGACGAAGAGCCCAUGUCCAAGUCCGCUUCCAACUCGCUAUUCACCGACGACGACUUCGCCGGAGCCGAGUCCUCGCCCUGGGACAUGCCUACCCCGAGGAAGAAGCAGUCUCGCGCCGACGUCGUCCGCAACCUGCUGUCCGCUUCCGACGUGCCCGACGCCUACAUUGAGACCUUUGACACCGUCGUACGCGACGAUGGAGCUGGAGGGCGUGUCACCGCCGGCGGUGUGGCCAAGCUAUUUGCAGCCGCGCGCCUGGGGGCGGACCACCAGGCGCAGAUCAUGUCCAUGGUUGUGCCCGCUGCAGGUGGCGACAUCACCGUCGCCCGCGGCGAGUUCAACGUCCUCCUCGCCCUCAUCGCCCUUGCCCAGGAGGGCGAGACCAUCAGCCUCGACACCGUCGACGAACGACGCAGGAAUCUCCCACUCCCCAAGCUCGCCGGCCUGACUGCUGCUCCCGUGAUGCCUCCCGUCUCAGAGCUUGCUGUCAACCCUCCCCAAGCUCCCGCAACCCCCGUCCAAGAAUCUUCAUCGCCGCCACCGCCGCCUCAGCCGAGCAGCCUGCGCCGACCUCCAAUGGACUUUCCCGAACCCGAAGACCCGUGGAACUCACCCGACGUACACAAGGGUCAUGCCCACGCCAUCGCCGCCUCUCCCAGCAGGACCAAUGGCGCCAGUCCACAGCACCCUGCGCUAAACGCCAAUGGUAACGGCAAUAGCAACGGCAACGGGAACGGCAACGGCAAUGGCGAUUACAGCACGUCACCAGGCACAGCCAUUGCCGGUCGGACCAUGUCUUCUUACACAACUGCCACCGCUGGCUCCGAUACGGGUUCUGGGCGUCAUGCUGUGAUCAGUGGCACGUCGCCGGGCGGCGGCUGGGGCGGCUACUUCGACGGCAGCACCCAGGGCGGCGGAUUCAAUGAACCCGUCCCCAAUCAGAUCACAAGCCCCUUCGGCAGCACGGGUGGCGGACGCGACGCGACCGGAAGCUCCGCAGCCGUGCCGCCUUUGCGGCCUGCCGUCAGCGGCCGAUCAGGAGGCCCCGUGGAGGAGAACAUUGUCGUCACUCUGCUGCCUGAGAAGGAGGGCCUUUUCAUGUUCCAGCACCACAACUACGAGGUUUCGAGUAUUCGACGGGGCAGCAAGGUCAUCAGACGGUACAGCGACUUCGUAUGGCUUUUGGAUUGUCUGCACAAGCGCUAUCCUUUCAGGGCGCUGCCUCUGUUGCCGCCCAAGCGCGUCGCUGGUGAGUUUGGCGCGCGCCGCAUUUCACUAUUUUUGCUAACGGCAGAAGUCAACGGUAACCAUUUCUCCAACGACGGCGCCUUCAUCGAGAAGCGCCGCAGAGGCCUGGCAAGAUUUCUAAACGCCCUCGUUCGGCAUCCCAUCCUUGGCCAGGAACAGCUCAUCAUCAUGUUCCUUACCGUGCCAACUGAACUGGCCGUAUGGCGCAAGCAGGCCACCAUUUCCGUCCAAGACGAGUUUCAGGGUCGUGUCUUGCCACCUGGGCUGGAGGACUCGUUGCCCCCUACCCUCGAGGCCCUCUUCGACAAGACACGGUCCGGUAUUCGGCGGUCGGCGGAGCUUUACAUUAACAUUUGCAACGUUAUGGACCGUUUGGUGAAGCGUAGCGAGGGUGUUGCUGCCGACCAUGCCCGCAUUGCCAUGUCCCUUACUUCGUUGACGGAAACGAGCGCCGAUACCUACGCGAGCGACACCAACGAAGUGCCUCUGCUCAACGACGGUCUGACAUCCAUGAGCAGGCACCUGAGAACGUGCCAGACCCUGUUGGAAGACGAAAGCAAGGCGUGGGAUGAGGGAGUGCUGGAGGAUCUCAAGCGCCAGCGUGAUGCUCUCGUCAGUAUCCGCGACUUGUUUGAUCGCAGGGAACGUCUUGACAAGGACAACAUUCCCUACCUCGAGCGGAGGAUCCAGACCAACGAGACGAAGCUGGCGAACCUCCGUAGCAAGCCUGAGGGCAUGGUCAAGCCAGGCGAGAUUGAGAAGGUGGUUGACGCGAUUAUCAAGGAUAAAGAGUCCAUCGUCAACCAGCACAACCGAUCCAUCUUCGUCAAGGAAUGCAUCCGCGACGAGCUCAUCUACUUCCAGCAUACGCAAUUCCACGUCUCGCGCUGGAAUCAGGACUGGGCUCAGGAGCGCGUCAAGUACUCCGAGAUGUUGGCCGACAAUUGGCGCCGUCUCCUUGACGAGCUUGAGGGCAUGCCCCUCGGCGACUAA
Messenger RNA from Colletotrichum higginsianum IMI 349063, 2316 nucleotides. Its product is annotated as Sorting nexin mvp-1. NCBI's taxonomy places the organism in Eukaryota, Fungi, Ascomycota, Sordariomycetes, Glomerellales, Glomerellaceae. Bases 1 to 2316 code for a protein of 771 amino acids. The transcript is spliced from 4 exons. Gene Ontology annotation, cellular component: endosome. Gene Ontology annotation, biological process: protein targeting to vacuole; retrograde transport, endosome to Golgi. Gene Ontology annotation, molecular function: phosphatidylinositol-3-phosphate binding. The record is from RefSeq and is a predicted model, not a curated record.